Molecule: messenger RNA, 2795 nt
Organism: Loxodonta africana (African savanna elephant)
Lineage: Eukaryota; Metazoa; Chordata; Mammalia; Proboscidea; Elephantidae
Gene: NUP62
Product: nucleoporin 62
Exons: 2
Coding region: 193-1746 (517 amino acids)
Biological process (GO): protein import into nucleus; RNA export from nucleus
Cellular component (GO): nuclear pore; nuclear pore central transport channel
Molecular function (GO): phospholipid binding; structural constituent of nuclear pore
Source: RefSeq, a predicted model, not a curated record
GGGCGGGAAAGGCGGUUGGAGAGGGAGGGGCGAGCGGUUACUCACUCCAUGGCGGCAGAAAGGGGAGGCAGCGGAGGCCUCGGCUGAAGAAAGAAGGCAAGAGCGGAUAGCGCAGAAACCCCUCCAAGGUUGCAGACGCCGACGGAUUUGCUUUGGGAGCUGGAGUAGCUGCUGCCACCGAGAGCUGGAGCCAUGAGCGCGUUUAACUUUGGAGGUGCGGGGGCCCCCACAGGCGGGUUCACGUUUGGCACUACGAAGACAGCCACCACCACCCCUGCCACCGGGUUUUCUUUUUCCACCCCUGGCACUGGUGGGUUUAAUUUUGGGGCGCCCUCCCAAUCAGCUGCAAGCACCCCCUCAACCAGCCUGUUCACACUCACCACCCAGGCACCCGCAACUCAGACCCCAGGGUUCAGUUUUGGAGCAACGACUCCUGCUUCCGGAGGAACAGGGUUUUCCUUAGGUGUAAACACCCCAAAGUUAAACCUGGGGAACCCCACGGCCACUCAGGCCACAGUGAACCCCAGCGCCUUUGGGCUGGGCAGCAGCAGCCUCACCAAUGCUAUAACAAGCACUGUCACCUCAGGCCAGGCAACACCUGGUGGCUUCGUGUUUGGCUCCUCCACCACCUCUGCCCCUGCGUCCACCACCUCUGGAGGGUUCUUGUUCACUGGUGGGAGCACAGCUCAGUCCGGGACCUCCGGCUUCAGUGUGGGCUCCCUGGGGAGUGCGGCACAGCCCACAGCCCUGUCCGGGUUACCGUUCACUCCAGCCACACCGGCAGCCACUGCAGCCGGAGCCACCCAGCCGGCCGCUCCUGCACCCGCAGCCACCACCACCAGCACCGGGCCCACACUCUUUGCCUCCAUUGCCACUGCUCCAGCCUCAUCCACUGCCCCCAGCCUCUCACUCUGCCCUCCAGCAACCUCAACCACAACCCCGGGGACUGGGGCACUGGGCUUCAGUUUAAAGGCCCCUGGAACGGCUUCCAGCGCAUCUACCGUGACGUCCACUGCUGCUGCCACCAGCACCACUGCCACUGGUUUUGCCUUGAAUCUGAAACCACUGGCUCCAUCUGGGCUCUCCAACGCUGUGCCCUCUGCCGGAACGGCUCCAUCUGGCCCCGGUGCAGCCUCAGGGGGUUCUACCAGCCCCGCGUUGACCUACGCCCAGCUGGAGAGCCUGAUCAACAAGUGGAGCCUGGAGCUGGAGGACCAGGAGCGGCACUUCCUACAACAGGCCACACAGGUCAACGCCUGGGACCGCACGCUGAUCGAGAAUGGCGAGAAGAUCACCUCCCUGCACCGCGAGGUGGAGAAGGUGAAGUUGGACCAGAAGCGGCUGGACCAGGAGCUCGACUUCAUCCUGUCGCAGCAGAAGGAGCUGGAGGACCUGCUGAGCCCACUGGAGGAGGCGGCCAAGGAGCAGAGCGGCACCAUCUACCUGCAGCACGCCGACGAGGAGCGCGAGAAGACCUACAAGCUGGCCGAGAACAUCGAUGCUCAGCUCAAGCGCAUGGCGCAGGACCUCAAGGACAUCAUCGAGCACCUGAACGCGGCCGGGGGUCCCGCCGACUCCAGCGACCCGCUGCAGCAGAUCUGCAGGAUUCUCAAUGCGCAUGUGGACUCGCUGCAGUGGGUCGACCAGAACUCCGCCCUGCUGCAGCGGCGGGUGGAGGAGGCCGGCAGGGUGUGCGAGGGCCGCCGCAAGGAGCAGGAACGCGGCUUCCGGAUCGCCUUUGACUGAUGGGCACCUGUGCGCUGCGGGGCAGGGCGAUGUGCGGUUACGGCCUGGUGUCUGGUCGCUCGCUUGUUGGUUUUCCUUUCUUUCAAGUGAUUGUGCUGUUGCGCAAACCAUUGUUAUUUGACUUUCACCUUAGCAAGUAGACAGCAUUUGAUGCCUUUGAUCCAGGUAGCCACCCCAGUAACUGUGGGUCCUGGGUGUAAUCGUCUGUGUUUCUUCCAUUAGACCCUUUCACCUCCUACCAUCACUGACCUUGUCCUCGUCACUCCGAUUCACCUACGAGCAAGUCCAGUUCCUUCAGGGUUUGUCAGGUGGCCACACCAGUCAACAUGUAGUCGUAGGUACAGUGAAUAAAAAAAAGAAAAAUGUUCAGAUCAUCUCUAUCCUUCGAGAUGGUAGCAGCCCAGUUCUGGAGUGUGAGAUCUAUCCAUCAGUACAAGGAAGUGAGUACGGACGGGACAGAUGGUAGGGUACAAAAAUUUAGGAGAAAAGACAGGUCAGGUGAGCAACCCGAGCAAGGUACUGAGAAAAGGGUACUGUCCCAGCAGGAAGGCCUCCCUUUGCCUGGCCAAAUGCCUGUCUUUGGGGACUUCCCUGAGCCAUCACCUUCUCCAGGAGGUCCUCUCGGCCGUCCUGCAAUACCCAUAGCACACUGAGCUUGCAUCUGUGGUAACACUUGCCAUGCUGUCUUGUGCCAACUGUACUCCUCUGUCUCCCUGUUAGACUGUUGUUCACCUUUGUGUCCCUGCAUAGUCCUUGUCACGUUUGUUAAAUGAAGGAACAACAAAGAUGAAAGCAGGCCUGACAUUGGCCCACAAAAGUGCCUGCUCCACAAUCACCGAAGGUGGCCACAGACCUGCUCUGGAAUGUUCCAACAGCCAAAGUGAACCUAGUCAUUUAGAGUGAGGUUCACGGUGCCCAGAGGGUGGAAGCCCGCCAGCCAAGUCCCAGGUGUCUUGUGUGUUGGUCUUUACAUUCUGCUUCCUUCUUUGAAGUACCUGUAAUGAUUGUGUUCUCUCCUAAAUAAAACAAGUUUAUUGUGAAACAGAAAA